Messenger RNA from Miscanthus lutarioriparius, 741 nucleotides. NCBI's taxonomy places the organism in Eukaryota, Viridiplantae, Streptophyta, Magnoliopsida, Poales, Poaceae. The record is from the annotation of a GenBank genome assembly.
AUGGCGCCUCCACGCCGGCCGAGCAUGGGGCGGCAGAAGAUCGAGAUCCGGCGCAUAGAGAGCGACGAGGCGCGGCAGGUGUGCUUCUCCAAGCGCCGCGCGGGGCUGUUCAAGAAGGCCAGCGAGCUCUCCAUCCUCUGCGGCGCCGACGUGGCCGCCGUCGUCUUCUCCCCCGCCGGCAAGGCCUUCUCCUUCGGCCACCCAUCGGUGGAGUCCGUCGUCGAGCGCUUCCUCGCCUCCUCCUCCUCCCCCUCGCCUGCAGGUGCCGGUGCCGGUGCCGGCCACUCCUCUGCCGGCGGCGGCGAGGACCGCACGGUGUCGGAGCUGAACCGCCAGCACGGCGAGCUGCGCGCGCAGCUGGACGCGGAGAAGACGAGGCAGGAGCUCGCGGACGAGGCGAUCCGGAAGGAGCGCGAGGCGAGGAGCCCCGCCAUGGCGUGGAUCGACGCGGACCUGGGCGCCAUGGGCCACGACGACCUGGUCGCGUUCUGGGCCGCGCUGGCCGGCGUGCAGGCCGCCGUGGCGGCCAGCGCCGACCAGCUGCUGCGUGACGCGCUGCUCGUUGGGCGCAGGGGCCGGCACCAGCAGCCCGCCCAGCUUGCCGGUGAUGGUGUGGCCUUUGACGUCGGCGCGUUUGGCAUUGGCGUGCAGGUGCAGCCGCCUCCAGGAUUCGCCGGCGUCGACCUGCAGGGGUUCGGAGGACAGGCUGCUGCCAUCCUCGGCGCCGCCGGUCCCUCAUGA